AUGAUGCUGCGCUCUUGCUGCCGGCCGUUUGAGAGAUGCUUCGCCCGACGCGGCGGCGGGGGUAGCGAUGGGCUGUUGUGGCACUCGGAUUUGAAGCCGCACGCCUCGGGCGACUAUUCGAUCGCGGCGGUCCAGGCGAAUUCGAACAUGGAGGAUCAGAGUCAGGUUUUCACGUCUCCGUCGGUGACUUAUGUUGGGAUUUACGACGGACAUGGUGGCCCGGAAGCUUCUAGAUUUGUCAACAAGCACCUCUUCCCUUUCAUGCACAAAUUCGCGAGUGAGCAAGGGGGUUUGUCUGUUGAUGUGAUAAAGAAGGCAUUCAAUGCAACUGAAGAGGAAUUCUGGCAUUUAGUGAAGCGAUCACUCCAAGUGAAGCCUCAAAUUGCUUCUGUAGGUUCUUGCUGUCUGGUUGGUGCCAUAUCCAACGAGGUGUUAUACGUAGCUAAUCUCGGGGACUCGAGGGCAGUGCUUGGCAGAAAGGCGAAUCAAGAUAAGAGAAAAUCGGUGAUUGCAGAAAGACUAUCAACAGACCACAAUGUUAAAGUUGAGGAAGUUAGGAAAGAGGUUGAGGCACUUCAUCCUGAUGAUUCCCAGAUUGUCAUGUUUGCUCGUGGUUGUUGGAGGAUAAAGGGCAUAAUUCAGGUAUCAAGAUCUAUCGGGGACAUUUAUCUGAAGAAGCCUGAGGUCAAUCUAGAUCCUUUCUUCCAGCAAUUCGGCAAUCCUGUCCCCUUGAAACGGGCGGUGGUGACAGCAGAACCUUCAGUUCUAAUAAGGAAGCUGAUGCCAGAAGAUCAAUUCCUCAUAUUUGCUUCAGACGGUCUUUGGGAACAAUUGACUGACGAAGAAGCAGUAGAGAUUGUGUUAAAUAAUCCCAGAGCCGGAAUUGCAAAGCGACUGGUGAGAGCUGCCCUCAAUGAAGCAGCAAGGAAGAAAGAGUUGAGAUACGAUGACAUAAAGAAUGUAAGGAAGGGAGUUAGGCGGCACAUUCACGAUGAUAUCACUGUGAUCGUGAUAUAUCUUGAUCGACACAGAAGGUCUUUUCCAAAUGGCAGAUUGAAGAAGAACGCCAUCGGCUGCACAUAUGCUCCCAUGGAUAUUUACUCUCUUUACACAGCAGAUUAG
Messenger RNA from Linum trigynum, 1122 nucleotides. Lineage: Eukaryota; Viridiplantae; Streptophyta; Magnoliopsida; Malpighiales; Linaceae. The record is from the annotation of a GenBank genome assembly.